Messenger RNA from Nycticebus coucang (slow loris), 4092 nucleotides. It is a transcript of the gene SART3, whose product is annotated as spliceosome associated factor 3, U4/U6 recycling protein. The record is from RefSeq and is a predicted model, not a curated record. Gene Ontology annotation, molecular function: protein binding; RNA binding. The transcript is spliced from 19 exons. The coding region runs from base 248 to 3196 and encodes 982 amino acids. Gene Ontology annotation, biological process: RNA processing. NCBI's taxonomy places the organism in Eukaryota, Metazoa, Chordata, Mammalia, Primates, Lorisidae.
UUUGUCCAAAGAUGUGGCGUAACACAUGACAUAGAAAUGAGUUUUUUCUCUGAUGAGAGCUUCUACAGGGAUAUAAAAGUAAUAGGAAUUGUGUAUACUGAGAAAUUUUCCUUUAAUCCGAGGCGUCCAGCCUCCCUUUCGAUGGCAAGAAAGCGGGGUUUUGAUCUGGCGCGCGCUGCUGGCAGCUCUUACUUCAUCCGGGUCUUUGGUGCCCGCGGGAAGACCCGAGAGUCACUGGAAGCGCAAGAUGGCGACGGCUGCUGCACCUUCGGCUUCAGAACCUGAGGCUGAGUCCAAGGUUGGGCCCAAGACUGAGGGAGAGGAAGAUAAGGUUAAGGCGGCUAGAACCAGGAGGAAGGUGCUUUCGCGGGCUGUGACUGCUGCGACAUACAAGACGAUAGGGACAGAAUGGGAUCAGCAGGAGGAAGGCGUGAGCGAGAGCGAUGGGGAUGAUGAGGAGUACGCCAUGGCUUCCUCCGCCGAGAGCUCCCCCGAAGAGUACGAGUGGGAGUACGACGAAGAGGAGGAGAAGAACCAGCUAGAAAUCGAGAGACUGGAGGAGCAGCUAUCUAUCAAUGUCUAUGACUACAACUGCCACGUGGACCUGAUCAGGCUGCUCCGGCUGGAGGGGGAGCUUACCAAAGUGAGGAUGGCUCGCCAGAAGAUGAGUGAGAUCUUUCCCUUGACUGAAGAGCUCUGGCUGGAGUGGCUACACGAUGAGAUCAGCAUGGCCCAGGACGGCCUGGACAGGGAGCACGUGUACGACCUCUUUGAGAAAGCUGUGAAUGAUUACAUUUGUCCUAAUAUUUGGCUGGAGUAUGGCCAGUACUCGGUUGGUGGAAUUGGUCAGAAAGGUGGCCUCGAGAAAGUUCGCUCUGUGUUUGAAAGGGCGCUUUCAUCAGUUGGUUUACAUAUGACCAAGGGACUUGCCAUCUGGGAGGCAUACCGAGAGUUUGAAAGUGCGAUUGUGGAAGCUGCUCGGCCCAUGGCUGGCUUCCUUUCCCCUUUUGACCGGGAACAAACCUUUGAUUCACAGCUUGAGAAAGUCCACAGUCUCUUCCGGCGACAGUUGGCGAUCCCACUUUAUGAUAUGGAGGCCACCUUUGCAGAGUACGAAGAAUGGUCAGAAGACCCAAUACUAGAGUCAGUAAUUCAGAACUAUAACAAAGCGCUGCAGCAGCUGGAGAAAUAUAAACCCUAUGAAGAAGCACUGUUGCAAGCAGAGGCACCAAGACUGGCAGAAUAUCAAGCAUAUAUUGAUUUUGAGAUGAAAAUGGGUGAUCCUGCUCGCAUUCAGCUGAUCUUUGAGCGUGCCCUGGUUGAGAACUGCCUUGUCCCAGACUUAUGGAUCCGUUACAGUCAGUACCUAGAUCGACAACUGAAAGUAAAGGAUUUGGUUUUAUCUGUUCAUAACCGUGCUGUUAGAAAUUGCCCCUGGACAGUUGCCCUGUGGAGUCGGUACCUCUUGGCUAUGGAGAGACAUGGAGUUGAUCAUCCAGUGAUUUCUGUAACCUUUGAGAAAGCUUUGAAUGCUGGCUUCAUCCAGGCCACUGAUUAUGUGGAGAUUUGGCAGGCAUACCUAGAUUACCUGAGGAGAAGGGUGGAUUUCAAACAAGAUUCCAGUAAAGAGCUGGAAGAGUUGAGGGCCACAUUCAGUCGUGCUUUGGAGUAUCUGAAGCAGGAGGUAGAACAGCGUUUCAAUGAGAGUGGUGAUCCAAGCUGCAUGAUCAUGCAGAACUGGGCUAGGAUUGAGGCUCGACUGUGCAGUAAUAUGCAGAAAGCUCGGGAACUCUGGGAUAGCAUUAUGACCAAAGGCAACGCCAAGUACGCUAACAUGUGGCUUGAGUAUUACAACCUGGAAAGGGCACAUGGUGAUACCCAGCACUGCAGGAAGGCCCUGCACCGGGCUGUACAGUGCACCAGUGACUACCCAGAGCAUGUCUGCGAAGUGUUGCUCACCAUGGAGAGGACAGAAGGUACUUUAGAAGACUGGGAUAUAGCUGUUCAGAAAACUGAAACUCGAUUAGCUCGUGUUAAUGAGCAGAGAAUGAAGGCUGCAGAGAAGGAAGCUGCCCUUGUGCAGCAAGAAGAAGAAAAGGCUGAACAGCGCAAGCAGGCCCGGGCUGAGAAGAAAGCAUUGAAAAAGAAGAAAAAGCCCAGAGGUGCAGAUAAGCACAGAGCAGAUGAGGAAGAUGAGAAAGAGUGGGGUGCAGAUGAAGAAGAGCAGCCUUCCAAACGAAGAAGAACUGAGAACAGUGUCCCUCCUUCUGGAGAAACACGAGAUGCAGAAGUGGAGAUAGGGCCUGCUGAGAGACAUGCAUCUGUAAAUGUCGACCGCCCUUCAAAGCAGAAGGACAAGGCGGCUGCCCUGAAGAGGGAUAUGCCCAAGGUGCCCCAUGACAGCAGUAAGGACAGCAUCACCGUCUUUGUCAGCAACCUACCCUAUAGCAUGGGAGAGCCCGACAUGAAGCUCAAGCCUCUCUUUGAGGCCUGUGGGGAGGUGGUUGAGAUCCGUCCCAUCUUCAGCAACCGUGGGGAUUUCCGAGGCUACUGCUACGUGGAAUUUAAAGAAGAGAAAUCAGCCCUUCAGGCACUGGAGUUGGACCGGAAGAAUGUAGAAGGGAGACCCAUGUUUGUUUCCCCCUGUGUGGAUAAGAGCAAAAACCCUGAUUUUAAGGUAUUCAGAUACAGCACUGCCCUGGAGAAACACAAGCUGUUCAUCUCAGGCCUGCCUUUCUCCUGCACUAAAGAGGAACUAGAAGAAAUUUGUAAGACUCAUGGCACUGUGAAGGACCUCAGGCUGGUCACCAACCGGGCUGGCAAACCAAAGGGCCUGGCCUAUGUGGAAUAUGAAAAUGAAUCCCAGGCAUCACAGGCUGUACUGAAGAUGGAUGGCAUGACUAUCAAAGAGAACGUCAUUAAGGUGGCAAUCAGCAAUCCCCCUCAGAGGAAAGUUCCAGAGAAGCCAGAGUCGAGGAAAGCACCAGGUGGUUCCAUGGUGCCACGGCAGUUAUACGGAGCGCGGGGGAAGGGGAGGACCCAGCUCUCUCUGCUGCCUCGUGCCCUGCAGCGCCCGGGUGCCACUCCGCAAGCCGAGAACGGCCCUGCCCCAAGUCCAGCAGUCACCACCUCAGCAACCACCGAGGCACCCAAGAUGUCCAAUGCUGAUUUUGCUAAGUUGCUUCUGAGAAAGUGAACCAGACUCUGGGAGAGACGGGAAAUGCCUUAUUUCAUACUGGCCUGGCAGACCACCCGCCACAUGGCGAAGCACUGGUUCAGAUGGCCCAGCGCAGCGCCCACUUGCUGCCACCACCUUCCCUCUGGUUUAGACAGAAAGGGAAAGGGUGUUCCAGGUAGAGGCUCUCAGUGCUCCCUCAUAUUGAGGGCAACAGGAGGAAAGUGAUCACUAUAGGUUGGGCCCAGGACAUAGUGUCCUAAGAUAAUUUUGUGUCUUAAAGGAUAAGUAGAAGUGAAACUGGAACACAAGAGUUUUUGAGAUGCACUUGUCCAAUUGUUUUCAGCCAGCUCUGGCCCCCUUUUGUAAGAUGCUUCUCCUACACCCUACACAGGACAUGUGCCCCUUACUCUUUUAAUUUUAAAAGAUGAAAGGCAGAUGCUAGUAAUUCACCAGAAUGGCCUAUGGGGAGGGGGGAAGGGAGGGAAAAAUCUCAUAAAAAACAUUUGAUGGAUUUUUGUUCAAAGGGGCUGUGCAUUUUUUAUAUUAUAUAUUUGUAAAUGACACAUCACACUGUUUCCUAAAAGCAAAUUGUUUGUGACAUUUGUUUUAUAUAGGAAUUCUGUGUGCCAAUUGCUGUGGACCAUUUUCUUUGCCUAGUGAUUAGUGAACUGUGUUCCUUGUCUAAACAUUGAGUUCCAGCCCUUUGAUUUUGUUUCAAUACCAUGUCUAAGUGCAAACUUCUCUCCGUUAGCUUUGUUUGUAACUGAAUUUUCUUACAAACUUCUUGACAAAUGGUACUCAGGUGUGCAUUCACUUGUGGAUGUAUUUUGAAGUGGGUGUACCUUACCAUACCUAAUAGAUGUGUAAAUAGAACUUUUGUAAGUCAAAUUCCAUUGUCACUUUGAUUUAAAUUA